Messenger RNA from Solea solea (common sole), 1819 nucleotides. RefSeq names its product tetraspanin-8-like. The transcript has a single exon. Bases 46 to 741 code for a protein of 231 amino acids. The record is from RefSeq and is a predicted model, not a curated record. Lineage: Eukaryota; Metazoa; Chordata; Actinopteri; Pleuronectiformes; Soleidae. Gene Ontology annotation, cellular component: membrane.
UGGUCCAGGUUUCAGUAGCUGUGUCUCCAUUGUAGAGUAAAAACCAUGGCGGUCAACAAGUUCAUCAAGUACUCCCUCUUCACCUUCAAUUUCUUGUUCUUCCUGAGCGGAAUCGUCAUCUUCGGGCUGGUGCUGCACGCCAGGGCCAACAAAGAACGCUUCCAGAUCCCUGACGAACAUCUGCCGGCCGUAGACCUGCUGGUGUUUGUCGGCGCGGCCACGGUGAUCCUGAGCUUCCUGGGCUGCUGUGGAGCCAUCCGAGAGAACCGCUGCCUGCUGGUGCUCUUCUUCCUGGGCCUGCUCUCCGUGCUGCUCAUGAUGCUGGCCGUGGGAGUGAUGGGAGUGAUCUCGAGGACAACAGCCGCUCAGGAGAAGAUGAGACUUCACAUGACGCAGCUGCUGCCGCUGAGCAAGCUGUCGGCGAGCGACCAGGUGGCGUUCCAGCAGAUCGAGAGGACCGGCUUCUGCUGCGGUCUGUUCAAGGGGCACCUGGACUGGGGCGAGUCGGAGCAGGUCCCACGCUCCUGUAACUGCACUGACACGUCCAGGGAUUGCACGUCAGUGGACGGACGCGAGGUCUACGCCACGCCGUGCAUGGUCUUCCUCAUGACGUGGAUGGACAGGGUGUCGGGCUCGCACAUGGGCAUCGCGUUUGGUUUCGGCGCCGUGAUGAUUCUGGGCAUGAUCUUCUCGUCGGUCCUGUGUUGUCAGGUCGUGGCGAACAAGGGAAGCAUCGUUUGACCACGCGAGAGGACAAAUCAUGUCCUUCUGAGCAAAGACUCUGAGAAGUUUCUAUUCCUGUGUAUUCAUGUUUAUACGUUCUGUAGAUUUUAACAGUGUGUGCAUUUAUAUUUGACAUAUUUCUGAUCAUAAAAGUGUUUUCUGUGUCUUUUUUUUGGACAUUUUUAAUGAUUUAUUGUCACAUUAAAGUGUGUAGUAAGAAGAGGAGGCUGCUCUGUAAUCAAUAGAGCAGUGAAUAGAUAAAUAUAAAAGUAAGACAAACAGCAAACUCACUUAAAUACACGUUCACCCACUGAAUUAAAUAGAAUAUAUCAGUUUCAGUUGUUCUGAAAAACAACUCGAGUUGGAGCAGCAACAUGAAAACAAACACGACUGAAACAGUUUUGUAUUAAAUAUACAUUAUAAACAGGGUGACUAUCAUUGCAAGUGCUUGAAUUUUAAUAUUGUGCUGUCAAGUUGUAAAAAGGUGCUUGAGUUUUGGAUAAAGGGCUUGAAACGGUGACCAUUUAUCUCACAAUCUUGACUGAAUAGUUCAGUGUAGAAGCCUCUCAAAAAAAAACAAAUGUAACAAUCAGAAGAAAAGGUCUGUCAGUUUUUAGAAAUGUCCCCUUUUUUAGUGGGAUUCUGGGAUUUUCCAUUUCCGGUGUCAUAUCGCUUCUACCUCUAGGGGGCGCUACAUUAGGGAACCCUCCUCUGGGUCAUAUUUUGAAGGUUUGGUUCGUAUCUUCAGUUGGAUUAAUUUGCUUCAGUUAUAAGUUUGAAAGCUGUGAUAACAGCAAAUGAAUCCAUGUACAGGUGAAGUGUAAGAAAGUAUAAAAAUACUGUGAAAGUGCUGCAGACUUUGUCUGUGCUCACAAAAAACACUUUAUCCCAGACGCAUGUGUAGAACAAGGUUAUUAUAGUUAACGAAAACUAACUCAAAUUAUAGCAAAAUGUGCUUAGUUUUUCGUCUUUGUAAAUGUAUUUCAUACAUAAUCCCUUUGGGUUCAUGUGAAGUGUGUUUUUCUUUAAAAUGGUUAUAUUUGAUUAUUCAUACGUAAUAAAAUGUUUUUGUUUACAGUGUGGGACAUAAAUAAGG